Acanthosepion pharaonis is the source of this 1161-nucleotide messenger RNA. The record is from the annotation of a GenBank genome assembly. Lineage: Eukaryota; Metazoa; Mollusca; Cephalopoda; Sepiida; Sepiidae.
AUGAUGUAUGCCGAAGAGACACUGACUGGAUUCCCAGUGGUUCUUUUAGUACAGGCGGAUGCAUCCAGGGCGGAACUACAAUCGUCUUCAAGACAACUAAGGAUUGGCGAUUCCACAAACAUUGAGGUGAACAUCUGCAAUUCGGGUAGUGGAAAAAUCGUCAUGGAAGCCAAAAAUAUUACUACAAACCAACUCUCUACGAACCUUGAAACGACAGAAGAAAACGCCAUCGUUAUUGGAAGGUUUUUGCCUGCAGAAUCCGGUUCAUGGAAAGUGUCAGUUUGGUUUGAUGAUAACGAAAUUACAGGCAGUCCUUUGAUGUUUCCCGUGUGUGACCCGGAUUGUGUGACAUUAUGGGGACCCAAAGUGGCUAAAUUUGAAACUUUGACCACAUAUAACGUGGACUGCAGUUCGGCAGGAGACAGUCAAUUAACUGCAGAGGUUAUGAAUAAUAACCAGCCGAUCUUAUAUGAAAUAGAGCCCGACGAAAGUCCCGGUCAUCACCAAAUCACCUUUACUCCGAUCGCUCUUGGUGAAGUCAUACUGAACGUUUUCUACGGUGGUUACAGAAUUCCAGCGUGCCCAUUUUUUAUUCGAGUAUUGGAUCUUAAUGGAAUUUCUGCGAGUGGAGACGGUCUUUAUCGCGGGACAAUUGGCAGAGCUGCGAGUUUUGACAUCAAAGCCGUUAGUAAUAUUGGGGAAUUGUCCGUUGAUAUAUUCCGGUCAUUUACGCUAAAACCAAUAAUUCUAUCUAUCUAUCUAUCUAUCUAUCUAUCUAUCUAUCUAUCUAUCUGCUAUGUUAUCCGAACUUGUGCGUCGUACAUCAUUCUGUUAUUUGUCUAUCGUCAGCAAUCAUACGCCAUCACGUUUCCUUGCCAAACUAUCAAAUUUGUUCCCCUGUCUAACUAUCCGCUAAUGUUUAUGUAUCUAUCUAACGGAAAAAUCUCUGUCUAUCGCAUAAUGUGUCUGGCUCUCGUUAUACAUUUCUAUUGCCCAAAUCUAUCUACCUAUCAAUGUCUAUCUAUCUAUCUAUCUAUCUAUCUAUCUAUCUAUCUAUCUCAAAGAUGUAUCUAUCUCACAAAAUUCAUCUAUUAUAAAAACCUGUCUAAAACAAAAAAUCUAUCUAUCUAUCUAUCUAUCUAUCUAUCUAUCUAUCCUUAG